Messenger RNA from Anguilla anguilla (European eel), 5271 nucleotides. It is a transcript of the gene gucy2g, whose product is annotated as guanylate cyclase 2g. Gene Ontology annotation, biological process: intracellular signal transduction; receptor guanylyl cyclase signaling pathway; cGMP biosynthetic process. NCBI's taxonomy places the organism in Eukaryota, Metazoa, Chordata, Actinopteri, Anguilliformes, Anguillidae. The transcript is spliced from 22 exons. The record is from RefSeq and is a predicted model, not a curated record. Gene Ontology annotation, molecular function: guanylate cyclase activity; ATP binding; peptide receptor activity. Gene Ontology annotation, cellular component: membrane. The coding region runs from base 19 to 3492 and encodes 1157 amino acids.
GCCACCGACCCCCAGAGGAUGAUGUGUCACGCUCUUCUCUCUAUAAAGGGUUUAUCAGCUCUGCGCAUUUCCUUUGGCCAAGGGCGGACGAUGGAGACCUGGAGCUUUCUCGGCAUCCUCUGCGGGGGUCGACGGUCGGCCGGCGGCGAGCUGUGGCUGUGCGCGGCGCUCCUCGCCACCACACUGGCGGGCACGGGCCGAGCCUCGUCCAGCACGAGGCUGCUGCUGGGGCUCCAUGCCCCCCGAAACAUGUCCUAUCCCUUCAGCGCCCUCAGGCUGGGCUCGGCCAUUCAGGUAGCCCUGGAUAAGAUCAACUCCAACAACAUCCUGGGCAACCACACCGUGGACUUUGUGUAUGCUGACACCGAAUGUGAUGCCAAGUCUUCCCUCGCCGCCUUUAUCGACCAGGUGUGGAAGGAGAACAUCUCGGCCAUCUUCGGCCCCAUCUGCCCUGAGGCAGCUGAGGUUACUGGUCUCAUGGCUUCUAAAUGGAACAUCCCAAUGUUUGGCUUUGUGGGAACAACACCAAAGCUGGAAAAUUUAGCUGUUUACGACUCCUAUGUAAAGCUAAUUCCCCCUGUCAAAAGAAUAGGAGAGGUGAUGAUUAAAAUACUGGACUUUUUUGGGUGGAAACACGUUGCCUUGAUUGGAGGGGGUGGCGAUUUUAACACAUGGGACAACAUUGAUGAGGCCUGGAGGGUUUUGGAAGCCCAACUCAGGAUCCGGUUCACCAUAACUGCCAGCAUCAAAUUUGACACCAGCCAGCCUGACCUUGUCCAUAAGAACAUUGCACACGCCUCAAAAUCUGCAAGAAUCAUCAUCAUAAUUUGCAAUGCGUUGGAUGCCGUCGUGCUGAUGUUGGAGGCUGAGAAACAGCACCUACUGGAUGGAGAGUAUGUGUUUCUCAUUGUUCAGCAAUUUGAGGAUAAUUACUUCAAGAAUAUGCUCAAUAACAAGGCUAAUCAGACCACCCUGAGAGCCUUCAGCCAAUCAACGUUUGUGAUUGCCCAGAAAGUCUAUGAUGGGUAUGAAUACUAUGACUUCAACGAGAAAGUCUAUGAGAGACUGAUCAAAGCCCCAUUCUACAGCAACUUGUCAUCAGAGAGAGAGGUGAGCCCCUAUGCAGCCUACCUACAUGACGCUGUGCUCCUUUACGCCAUGGGCCUACAAGAGCUGUUGAAAGCCGGCCAAAGUGUCAUAAGUCGACCGGAGCUGCUGCAAAAGCUAAGAGACAAGAGCAGCUUCAGAUUCUAUGGAGCGACAGGGCUGGUGCACUUUGAUGAAGAAGGAGAAAGGAACAUCGACUACUCUGUGUAUAACCUCCAGGUCACCGAUGGCAUCCCCAAAUUCGUCUCUGUGCUGACAUUUGAUAGUCACACUAAAACAGUGAGGCCGACCGCUCUGUAUCACUUUGUGACGUGGCCGAAAGGGAGGCCCCCGAAGGACAAGCCAAACUGCGGAUUUGACAACGAGCUCUGUGAAUGGGUCUACCAGGAUGUGACUUUUGUCGUCCUGUUGGUGGCGCUGCCCUUGCUGAUGCUAUCUGCCCUCGCUUUCAUCACCUUCCUCACCUGUCAGAAGCUCCGGCUGCAAGACCGGCUCGAUGACGCCAACUGGUGGCGAAUAAACUACAAUGACAUCGUCAUCAUUAACGAGCGAAAGGGAACACACACUAUGUCUCAUAGCACAGGUGGCAGUACCUACAGGAGCCGAAGCAGUGGCUCCCAGACUAUUGCUUCCAGCCACAGCUAUGGCUUGAAAGACAACACGGGCCGUGAACAGAUCUACUCCACCGUUGGCCUCUACCAGGGAAAUCAUGUUUCCAUCAAGUACAUCGAACGACAGGUUCUCAGCGACAUCAAGAAACCAACGAUUCUUCUAGAAUUUCAAGUGAUGCGAGAACUGAAGCAUGAGAAUUUAGUGCAAUUUUUUGGAGUUUGCAUUGAGCCACCAAAUAUAUGUGUUAUCACACAGUACUGCAAGAGAGGAAGUUUAAAGGAUGUGUUGCGAAACUCUGACAUAGAUCUGGACUGGAUGUUCAAACUGUCCUUCGCUUUUGACAUUGUCAACGGCAUGGAAUUUCUUCACAAGAGUAACCUGAAGUCCCACGGCAAUCUAAAGCCUACCACAUGCCUGGUGGACAGCCGCAUGCAGGUCAAGAUCUCCGGAUUCGGCCUGUGGGAAUUCCGUUACGGAACCAAACACAAAGUAUUUGAUCUGGAUCCAAAAUAUGAAGACAUGUACUGGACUGCCCCGGAGUUGUUGAGACAAACGUUUCUCUUGUUCAACGGCACUCCCAAGGCCGACAUCUUCAGCUUUGGCAUUAUAAUGCGAGAACUCAUUUACAACUGUGAAAUUGGUCCAUACCAUGAUGUCGACAUGGAACCCAAAGAUAUUAUUGAGCGGCUCAGGAACCCCGCCCUGGGCGAGCCGCUCCGCCCCUCCCUGUCCACCCAGCUGUGUAACGAGGGCCUCAUCACCCUGCUGAAGGACUGCUGGUCCGAGAACCCCGAUUACAGACCCCCCUUCAGCACCAUCAAGCGGCGUCUACGUGAAGCCUGCCCGGACAGUCAUGUUAAUAUACUUGACAACAUGGUGAACAAGUUGGAGAAAUAUGCAAAUCACUUGGAGGAAGUGGUGGAGGAAAGAACCAAUCAGCUGACAAUAGAAAAAAACAGAGCAGACAGGCUUCUCUCCAGUAUGUUGCCAAGCUACAUCGCGGAGCAGCUGAUGGCUGGGAAGUCUGUGGAGCCCAAGGGUUACGAGCUGGUGACCAUCUUCUUCUCCGACAUCGUGGGCUUUACCACCAUGUGCAGCAUAAGCUCUGCCCUGGAGGUGGUCUCUCUCCUCAACGACCUCUACAGCCUUUUCGACGAGAUCAUCAAGCUGUACGACGUAUACAAGGUGGAGACCAUUGGUGAUGCCUACAUGGUCGCCAGCGGCCUGCCCAUAAGCAAUGGCAUCAAGCACGCAGAUGAAAUCUCUACCAUGGCACUGCAUUUCCUCUAUGCCAUCUCCUUGUUCAAAAUACAGCACCUGCCCAACGAGAAGCUGAAACUUCGCAUCGGGAUAAACUCAGGCCCAGUGGUCGCUGGAGUGGUGGGCACCACCAUGCCCAGGUACUGCCUUUUCGGCGACACCGUGAACAUGGCAUCCAGGAUGGAGAGCAACAGCUUGCCUUUGAAGAUCCAUAUUUCCCAGAGCACAGCGGACAUUCUGAGACAGAUAGGCACUUUUGAAAUGGAAGAGAGGGGCGAUAUCGAAAUAAAGGGAAAAGGACUCCAAAAGACCUUCUGGCUGAAGAGUAAAGUGGGCUUUAAGCCAUCGCUUGUGGAACCAAGCUCACCUGCUCAUCUACUGCCCAAAGUAGAGGAGAAGAAAAGGCUUGUGGCUGUCAGCACAUCCAGAGCAAUCGACAGUGAGCAAUGUAAGGGACUGAGGAUGUCCACAGCUGCAGUCAAUGACAUCAGACGACCUCCAGUGAUACUAUAGACUUCUGCUGUGUCAAGCCUCAGUUUCCACCAUCAAAGCCAUCAAUUCCUGACACCCCCUGAAACAAGCCAUUUUAAAACCCCUGAAGCAAGCCAUUUUAAACCCCCUGAAACAAGCCUUUUUAAACCCCCUGAAACAAGCCAUUUUAAACCCCCUGUAACAAGCCAUUUUAAACCCCCUGAAACAAGCCAUUUUAAACCCCCUGAAACAAGUCAUUUUAAACCCCCUGAAACAAGUCAUUUUAAACCCCCUGAAACAAGUCAUUUUAAACCCCCUGAAACAAGUCAUUUUAAACCCUCUGAAACAAGCCAUUUUAUACCCUCUGAAACAAGUCAUUUUAAAUCCCCUGAAGCAAGCCAUUUUAAACCCCCUGAAACAAGCCAUUUUAAAUAUCCAAAAUUCAAUUCACCAGAGCAAUUUACAGGUUUACAGGGACAAACUGUUGUGGUCUACACAAAGUGCGUGCAUGUGUGGGUGUGUUUAUUUGACCCUUUUUUCUGUUAGAAAGGAUCAAUAUAGUUUGAAGUUUGCUGAUGUGUUUAGUGGACAGGUAUAAACAUUCUUUAGUCUGGGCCAUGGAAGCCCCAUGUGAUCAGAAUGGUUUUUACUCCCAAGAUUAGAAACUAUAUGAAUGUCUCUUUUUCUUUGUCUGAACAACAAAUCAGUUUAUUUUAGAGGUUUUGUUUGAUUCAUGAAUAAAAGAGUGUAAUCCCUUUUUUCAAGAGCAGAUCUCACCAUAUCUGGAAAGAUGUUAUGAGGAGUUUUCCUGAAUAUUUAUUUUUCCAUUUAUUUAUUUACUUAUUAUUCCAAUUAUGUGCAGUCAAAAUGAAGGAAAAGCCGUCCUUAUUUUCAACAUGUGAUCAGUUUUUUAACUGAACAGUUGUAGAUAAUAUAUAACAAUUAUUUUCUCUGUACCAAAUGUGAAUCUUACUGAUUAUGAAAUAUAGAAUAGAAUGACAGGUCUGUCAUUUUAAUGUUUAUUCCAAGUUUAUGGGCAUAACUAGAGGGUUCAAAGUGUACAGGAGAUCUUCCUGAGAACUGUCCGGUAAAGUUAUUAUACUCAUUGCGUGUUUAUGUGUGUAAGUGUGCAUGCACUUGUCAGACUUGGGUCAGAUUCAUGAAUAUUUACAUUUGAAAAUUCUACUUUUAAUAAUUCAAGUGUUUACAAAUGUGUUACAUGGCCAAAAAUAUGUGGACAUCUGACAUCUCAUCCAAAAUUGUGGGCAAUAAUAUGUAGUUGGUCCACCCUUUGCUGCUAUAACAACCUCCACUCUUCUGGGAAGGCUUUAUACUAGAUGUUGGAGCAUUGCAGUAGGGGUUAGCUUCCAUUCAGAAAAGCAUUAGUGAGGUCGGGCACUGAUUGGGCAAUUAGGCCUGACUCGUAGUUCACUUUACAAUUAAUCCCAAAGGUGUUGGAUGGAGUUGAGGUCAGGGCUCUGCAGGCUCUGUGCUGACCAUAAAAAACAGGCCCAGACCAAGGGGUGUCCAGAUACUUUUGGUCAUAUAAUUUACACUGGCCCAAACAAAUGCUUUAUAUUUGAAGUAUUUAAAAUUCUUAAAUCUUGAAAGUUACUAAAUAUUUUUGCACAGUAUUUCAAAUAAAUUACAAAUACCCUGAUCAAUUAUAAUGUCUAAGAAUUUAGGUCAGUAAGAGCAAUGAAAGCUUUAAGUGAAAGUCAACAGAUUACUGAUGGAAAAUAAAUAUUUCUUAUCAUUAAUAAGGCUUAACAUUUCAACUUUUUGACCUAUUUUUCUUUAUUUUCCUGCUGACUAAUUUUG